AGGAAUACUUGUACGAGUAGUCCGUAGCAUGAAAGGAUAAAACCUUCGUCAAGACAUCAACUACCAUAACUACCAAAAUAUUCCCAAGAUUUGAGCCCUUUCCCUCCUUUUUAAUACCUUUCAUUUUCCUCAUUUCUGUUCGUUGCUGCUCACUGUUCGUUGUCGCAGCAAACUUCAAAUCGCUUAAUCUCUCUCAUUUCAUCAUCAAAUCUUGUCUCAAAUCUUUGCAUUUUUUAUCCUCUAUACUGCUCUAUGGAUAAAGGCAUUAAAAGAAAGCCAAGAAGAUUGUUGAAUGCUAUGAUGAAGAACACUGCUGAUGAGAAUUCUGAAUUGAUAGUUCGAGUUACUAGUGCUUUUGAAGACACAAUCGAAAGUUGGCCUGCGAUUAAGGUGCUGCGCGAAAUGAGCGUAAAUUUUGGUCUAAUCAAAGACUUUGGCAAGCUUGUUAAAUCAAUCAAAAAUGAGCUUAGGCGGAGUAAGACCUUUUACGUGAAAAAGCUUCCGAUUGUGAGAGGGCUGUUCAAGAAGCGUGUCAACUCUAUGAAAUCCUGGAACAAAAGGAUUUCUAGAGUUUCUUGCGUAUCUCGGACCGAGUUAAAGAAGAUGCUUAAUGUUGCAGUCAAUUUAAACGUAAUGGUGAUGAAUAUGUACAAUAGUUUGGAUGCAAAAGCUUGUACAUAUUCUGCUCUGCCUAUUGAGAGUAAGAAAACAUAUUUGAUAGCGCGUAAAGUAGCUCCCAGAGGUUUAGCCAAUAAGUUCAUCGUGAGUAAUACCGUCGAGGAUGGAUUGCCCGGAAAGAUCUGGAAUGCUGCUAUCAAACUUAAGCUUUCUGUUUUAUUUGGCCCCUUAGAGAAUUUCGUGAUCUCCUGAUUUGUUUGAGGAUUCAUAGCAGAGGUAUAGAAGUAUAUAGUAUAUGGAGUAUUAUUCAUACAUAGGAGAAGUAAACGGCAUAUUAGUAUAUGGAGCAUGCGUGCUUAUUAGUGUAUGUUAUAUAGUAGAGUACGGAGUAUAUGGUAUACGACAUAAAAGUGUAGUGUAUGGAGCAUGUGUGCUUAUUAGUAUAUGGUAUAUGGUAAGAGUACGUACUACGUAGUAAAUGGUAUAUAGUACUAGAGUAUAUGGUAUAUAGUAUAGAGAUGAACAAAGAAGUUUUGAUAUAUCAGUAUGCGGUAUAUGGAAUAAUGGAGUAUGAGUGUCAAUUGUAUAUAGUUUUGCCAACACUCGUAUAUUGUUGUUGGAAUGCAUGUGGCAUGACAGUAUGACACAUGUGGUUGGAAUGGCAUAUUAGUAAUGAAUAAUGAACAAUUUUGUGAGAAAUCAUUAUUGCAGUAGAUACUUGUUGUUACAUUUUUGCUUA
This is a messenger RNA of Chenopodium quinoa (quinoa), 1357 nucleotides long. RefSeq lists its product as uncharacterized. Lineage: Eukaryota; Viridiplantae; Streptophyta; Magnoliopsida; Caryophyllales; Amaranthaceae. The transcript is spliced from 2 exons. The record is from RefSeq and is a predicted model, not a curated record. Bases 253 to 870 code for a protein of 205 amino acids.